AUGUGUUGGCCAAAGCGUAAUACUACCCAGAACGUUGGGUAUCAUCGGCAGGAGUGCGAUGCACAAAAUGGGGAGGUCAUGCGAAAUUUAUGCAGACGAAUGAGGCUGAGUGUCUCUUGCGGACUUAAGGCCAAGCUUAAGGCUAUCGUAAUUCUGAAUAGAAUUGAUGGUAAGGUUAGACGUGGGUAUUUGAGGCUUGAGAAUGAGUUGUUGCCACAUUGGAAUGAUUCCACUCAUAUUGAGCUUGAGAUUAUUCUCUGGUUGGAGCAGGAGAGAUUCUCGACUUUCGUGCCGUCAGAUUCGUGGUAA
Molecule: messenger RNA, 309 nt
Organism: Sclerotinia sclerotiorum 1980 UF-70
Lineage: Eukaryota; Fungi; Ascomycota; Leotiomycetes; Helotiales; Sclerotiniaceae
Exons: 3
Coding region: 1-309 (102 amino acids)
Source: RefSeq, a predicted model, not a curated record